AGUCUUAUUUGCUGUCUUGUCUCUCAUUCUCAAAUUUCUCUUUUUGUGUCUCUCUUUAAUACAUUCAAACUCUUCAACAUUUACGUCCUCUACUUCUCUUCUUCACUUUGAGAAGCCGAAGAACAAACCCAAUAAAGCUCCAACAUACACCAAAACAACAUAAAUGGCGUUGAUGAAUUCAAGAGCUACAACAACACAAGACAACUUCAUCAUAGCUCCCAGCAGACUGAAUCACCACAAGUUAGACUCAAAACCCAAAGUCUCCGUCGUUUAUUAUCUCAGCCGUAAUGGCCAACUCGAUCACCCACACUUCAUCGAAGUACCUCUCUCUUCUCAAAACGGUCUCUAUCUCAAAGAUGUGAUCAAUCGAUUGAACGAUCUAAGAGGCAAAGGAAUGCCUUGUCUCUACUCUUGGUCCUCAAAACGAACAUACAAAAACGGGUUCGUAUGGCACGAUUUAUCAGAAGAAGAUUUUAUUUUUCCCGUUCAUGGCCAAGAAUAUGUACUCAAAGGCUCUCAAAUCCUCGACCUUGAUAACAACAACUCCGGCAAAGAAUCUAACUUCUCCGCCGUCGUCACUCACCGACGUAACCAGUCUUGGAGCUCUACUGAUCAGUACAAAGUCUACAAAGCCUCUGCUGAGUCGUCGAGUCGUAAGCUCGCGACGGAUGCUUCCACUCAGACGGACGAACACCGGCGGCGGAGGAACCAUAUAGCGAAAGAGGUUAAUGAAGUGAAUGAGAUCACUGAGCUGAGUAGAGAAGAGAUUACUUCACCUCCACAGUCAGAUUCGAGUCCAGAAACCUUAGAAUCAUUGAUGAAAGCAGAUGGACGGUUGAUAUUGCGUCAAGAAGAUCGGACGGUUGAGAAGAUGCGGCCGUCGGCUAUUCUGAUGCAGCUGAUAUCGUGCGGUGCGUUGUCGUUUAGAAAAUGUGGGCCGACGAUGCUAAUGAAUGGGAGCACGAGGAGGAGUACGGUGGAACGAGGGACAGGGAGUUAUAGGCUCGAGAGGGCAGAGAAGGAGUUAAGGAGUUUUGGAAGUGUGAAACUGGAAGAGAAAGAGUAUUUUAGUGGUAGCUUGAUUAAUGAGAGUAAGAAGGAACUUGUUCCUGCUUUGAUGAGGUCUUCUUCUUGCAAUACUGAUAGGAGUUCAAGGAUGGGGCUGACCAAACAGAAAGAUGCCCGAGCCACUUCUUCCCCAUCUAUUAAUGGCGAGCCAAAGCAGGUGUUUGAUACAGGUACAACCAUUACUUAGAAUGUAGCCAAAUGGCAUAGCCGCAUAGAUGUGGUUUUCCUUUUAUAUUUUUUUUUGGUUGAGUAAACAUAUACAAAGUAUGGUUCAAUGAGUAUGAUUCAAUGAUUGUUACAUGUAAAUAUGUUGUAAUUUGACGUUUGGUGUUGUUUAUCAACGUUGCCCUAUUGCCCGUUGGUAGCAAUAUGA
Molecule: messenger RNA, 1441 nt
Organism: Camelina sativa (false flax)
Lineage: Eukaryota; Viridiplantae; Streptophyta; Magnoliopsida; Brassicales; Brassicaceae
Product: protein SOSEKI 4
Source: RefSeq, a predicted model, not a curated record